AGCAAAAAGACGAGCAAUCAAAUAAAAACAUCGUUAUAAACACAAAAAUAUGAAGUCAAAAGUCACCUCGCGAUCGUAAAAGACAAAUCAAGCGAUAAGAGUCGAAAACUCGAAAAAAAAACACAAACACACUCGAAAAAUUCCCGAGUCGAUGCGAUAAAUAAAGCUGGGGCGAUACAAUUUUUAUCUGGGUACUGGUGACCAUAAAUUUCGGCUUACAUCCUAAAUUCUGUGUUGGAGCAAACGCCGGGUCGGACGACACGUGCUAGCGGAGAUAAAUGUCGUUUCACAAAGGAUAAGCUACUACCGCGUGAUGUGCAUCAAACAGCACGGAGUGGACUAUGGUGCAGUGCUCCAGUGGCCCAGUGCAGCCGCGCGCAUCUGACCUCAGCCGAUAGUAAGAGUGAAUCAAUACGGCUCUUCUUGUCACCUCCAGCCGUUCAUGGCAGCCUGAGUCUUGUGUAACACCUUUAGGUGAAAUAAGCCAAUGCGUUCCUAUAACCAAUUGUCAGAAUGUCAUGUCCCGAAUAAAGAACGGUUUAGAUAAACAAAGUAUAAAAUUCUUGAGGCAAUCAAGAUGUAAAAGCGAUUACAAGAAUCUUAUGAUUUCCUGACGAAGUUUAUAAUAGAGAAUAUAUCAACAGUAUUCAGACUUCAUCCACGAAAAACUUUGAUGAGGACUCCUUCUUACCUGAAAGCAACCAAUGUGGAUUUGAGCCGCUGAGCGACGGUAAUCGAAUCUUUAGCGGGUCUCGAACUGAAAUAGGAGAAUUCCCGUGGCUAGCCUUGCUGUGGUACCGCAAAAAUUCUAACAGGACCCUGAGCCACGAAUGCGGUGGUAUGCUCAUCAAUCAUCGACAUGUAUUGACAGCGGCACAUUGUGUCUCUGGACCAGAACCCAGGCUCGAACUUAUUUCUUCAGUCUGGGUGAACACGACGUAAGGAACACAACAGAUAGCAUAGACGGCGUAUGCUCCGCACCACCGCAGACAGUGGAGGUUCUAAAUGUUCACCCUCACCCUGGUUACAUCAACGAAAGGUUUAUUAAGCGGAACGAUAUCGCCCUAAUCAGACUUGCGAGAAGAGUCGAAUAUACAGAUUAUGUCCAACCAAUAUGCUUGAACAAAAGUGGAUUGUGGGAAAUUGGAGACGAAGUGUUUGUUGCGGGAUGGGGAAAAGCUCUUGGAGGUGGCAGUAGUCCCGAGAAACUAAAAGUGUCUCUUCCAAUAGCGAAUCAGUCGGAAUGCUCACAACGAUUUGACCUACUUUUGAAAUCUACCUAAGCAAGUCGCAAGUCUGCAUCGGAGGCAAAUUCCGAGAGGAUGUGUGCCAAGGUGACUCUGGAGGACCAGCUAUGAGGCAAAUUGAUGGAAGAUGGGAAGCAAUUGGAUUAAUUUCCUUUGGUUACGGGUUUGGGAGGGAGAAUUGGCCAGCAAUAUACACCGUAAUCUCUAGCCACCGCAAUUGGAUUGAAGCAACUUUGAAGCUGUCUUUUCGCGAUGUCCCGCAUUAAGCAACAGAGAACUUCGUGCCUCG
Molecule: messenger RNA, 1536 nt
Organism: Chilo suppressalis (striped riceborer)
Lineage: Eukaryota; Metazoa; Arthropoda; Insecta; Lepidoptera; Crambidae
Source: the annotation of a GenBank genome assembly